Neogale vison (American mink) is the source of this 3433-nucleotide messenger RNA. RefSeq names its product importin 5 (gene IPO5). The coding region runs from base 81 to 3374 and encodes 1097 amino acids. Gene Ontology annotation, molecular function: nuclear import signal receptor activity; small GTPase binding. NCBI's taxonomy places the organism in Eukaryota, Metazoa, Chordata, Mammalia, Carnivora, Mustelidae. Gene Ontology annotation, cellular component: nucleus; cytoplasm. The record is from RefSeq and is a predicted model, not a curated record. Gene Ontology annotation, biological process: protein import into nucleus. The transcript has 26 exons.
CCCACCCCUCCCGCCGGCCCGCCAGCGCGCCUCACGGCUCCUGUCUCCCCUCCCUCCUUCUCUCUCACACGCCUAGCGCAAUGGCGGCGGCCGCGGCGGAGCAGCAACAGUUCUACCUGCUCCUGGGAAACCUGCUCAGCCCCGACAAUGUGGUCCGGAAACAGGCAGAGGAAACCUAUGAGAAUAUCCCAGGCCAGUCAAAGAUCACAUUCCUCUUACAAGCCAUCAGAAAUACAACAGCUGCUGAGGAGGCUAGACAAAUGGCUGCUGUUCUCCUAAGACGCCUUUUGUCCUCUGCAUUUGAUGAAGUCUAUCCAGCUCUUCCUUCUGAUGUUCAGACUGCCAUCAAGAGUGAACUGCUGAUGAUUAUUCAAAUGGAAACCCAGUCCAGCAUGAGGAAAAAAAUUUGUGAUAUUGCUGCAGAGCUGGCCAGGAAUUUAAUAGAUGAGGAUGGCAACAAUCAGUGGCCUGAAGGUUUGAAGUUCCUUUUUGAUUCAGUGAGCUCUCAAAAUAUGGGACUGCGGGAAGCUGCCCUUCACAUUUUCUGGAAUUUUCCUGGAAUUUUUGGGAACCAACAGCAACACUAUUUAGAUGUUAUCAAACGGAUGUUAGUUCAGUGUAUGCAAGAUCAGGAACAUCCAUCGAUCAGGACAUUAUCCGCGAGAGCGACAGCUGCGUUUAUCCUCGCAAAUGAGCAUAACGUUGCCCUGUUCAAACAUUUUGCUGACUUGUUACCUGGAUUCCUACAGGCGGUGAAUGACUCGUGCUACCAGAAUGACGAUUCAGUCCUCAAAUCUCUUGUUGAGAUUGCAGAUACCGUUCCAAAGUAUUUGCGUCCUCAUUUAGAAGCUACUUUACAGCUAAGUCUAAAGUUGUGUGGAGACACCAGCCUCAAUAAUAUGCAACGCCAGCUUGCCCUUGAGGUAAUCGUGACCCUAUCUGAGACUGCAGCUGCUAUGUUAAGAAAACAUACCAACAUUGUUGCACAGACCAUUCCUCAGAUGUUAGCGAUGAUGGUUGACCUCGAAGAGGAUGAGGAUUGGGCAAAUGCAGAUGAGCUGGAAGAUGAUGACUUUGACAGCAAUGCAGUUGCUGGGGAAAGCGCCCUGGACCGAAUGGCGUGCGGACUCGGUGGGAAGCUGGUGCUGCCGAUGAUCAAGGAACACAUCAUGCAGAUGCUCCAGAAUCCUGACUGGAAAUACCGGCAUGCAGGAUUAAUGGCCUUAUCUGCCAUUGGUGAAGGAUGCCACCAGCAAAUGGAAGGAAUUUUAAACGAGAUAGUAAAUUUUGUUUUGCUUUUUCUCCAGGAUCCUCAUCCAAGAGUAAGGUACGCAGCCUGUAAUGCUGUGGGACAGAUGGCUACAGAUUUUGCACCUGGUUUCCAGAAGAAGUUUCAUGAGAAGGUGAUCGCAGCUCUGCUGCAGACCAUGGAAGACCAAGGCAACCAGCGAGUACAGGCCCACGCCGCUGCUGCGCUUAUUAACUUCACUGAGGACUGUCCCAAGUCACUACUUAUCCCAUAUUUAGACAACCUAGUGAAACAUCUGCAUUCCAUCAUGGUACUUAAACUUCAAGAGUUGAUUCAGAAAGGCACCAAGUUAGUGUUGGAACAAGUUGUGACAUCUAUCGCGUCAGUUGCAGAUACCGCAGAGGAAAAAUUUGUCCCCUACUAUGAUUUAUUUAUGCCAUCACUAAAGCAUAUUGUCGAGAACGCAGUUCAGAAGGAACUCAGACUUCUCAGAGGAAAAACUAUUGAGUGCAUCAGCCUCAUUGGUCUGGCUGUCGGGAAGGAAAAAUUCAUGCAGGAUGCAUCAGAUGUGAUGCAGCUCUUACUGAAGACCCAGACAGACUUCAGUGACAUGGAAGAUGAUGACCCUCAGAUCUCUUACAUGAUCUCAGCAUGGGCCAGAAUGUGCAAAAUUCUUGGAAAAGAAUUUCAGCAGUACCUUCCAGUGGUUAUGGGGCCUUUAAUGAAGACCGCUUCAAUUAAGCCUGAAGUAGCCCUCUUAGACACACAAGACAUGGAGAAUAUGAGUGAUGAUGAUGGUUGGGAGUUUGUGAACCUUGGGGAUCAGCAAAGUUUUGGUAUUAAAACUGCAGGAUUGGAAGAGAAGUCUACUGCUUGUCAGAUGCUGGUUUGCUAUGCUAAAGAGUUGAAGGAAGGCUUUGUGGAAUAUACUGAACAGGUUGUCAAACUGAUGGUCCCUCUACUGAAAUUUUAUUUCCACGAUGGUGUUCGAGUGGCAGCAGCAGAAUCCAUGCCUCUUCUCCUGGAAUGUGCGAGAGUUCGUGGCCCUGAGUAUCUCACACAGAUGUGGCAUUUUAUGUGCGAUGCUCUAAUCAAGGCCAUUGGCACAGAACCAGAUUCAGAUGUCCUCUCAGAAAUAAUGCAUUCUUUUGCAAAGUGCAUUGAAGUCAUGGGAGAUGGAUGCCUUAAUAAUGAACAUUUUGAAGAAUUGGGAGGAAUAUUGAAAGCUAAACUCGAAGAGCAUUUUAAAAAUCAAGAACUGCGGCAAGUUAAAAGACAAGAUGAAGACUACGAUGAGCAGGUGGAAGAGUCACUGCAAGAUGAGGAUGAUAAUGAUGUUUAUAUUCUGACCAAAGUGUCAGACAUUUUACACUCAAUAUUCAGUAGCUACAAGGAAAAGGUGUUACCGUGGUUUGAACAGCUGCUUCCGUUAAUUGUCAACCUAAUUUGUCCACAUAGACCAUGGCCAGACAGACAAUGGGGAUUGUGCAUCUUUGAUGAUGUCAUAGAACACUGUAGUCCAGCCUCAUUUAAAUAUGCAGAAUAUUUCUUAAGGCCGAUGCUCCAGUAUGUGUGUGACAACAGCCCGGAAGUCAGGCAAGCAGCUGCAUAUGGCUUGGGAGUCAUGGCACAGUAUGGUGGAGAUAACUACCGUCCUUUUUGUACAGAAGCACUUCCACUGCUGGUAAGAGUUAUUCAGUCUGCUGAUUCUAAGACCAAAGAAAAUGUCAAUGCUACAGAGAACUGCAUCUCAGCAGUAGGGAAAAUUAUGAAGUUCAAGCCUGACUGUGUGAGUGUUGAAGAAGUGCUGCCACACUGGUUGUCCUGGCUCCCACUACAUGAAGAUAAAGAAGAAGCUGUUCAGACUUUUAAUUAUUUGUGUGAUUUGAUUGAAAGUAAUCACCCCAUCGUUCUUGGCCCAAACAAUACCAAUCUGCCCAAAAUAUUCAGUAUAAUUGCAGAAGGAGAAAUGCAUGAAGCAAUUAAACAUGAAGAUCCUUGUGCCAAACGUCUGGCUAAUGUAGUUCGUCAAGUACAGACUUCUGGAGGAUUGUGGACCGAGUGCAUAGCACAGCUCAGUCCCGAGCAGCAGGCAGCCAUACAGGAGCUCCUGAACUCUGCUUGAAGGGCCUUAAUAUCACCACCAGAAAACUAACUCCAAAUAAACGUUUACCCUUUUGUUUA